GUGGACGACUGUGGAGAACGUGCGUGUACAUGACAUGUGUCUGGAGGUAUGGAGCUCUGCGAGGACUCUCCAUAAACACAGAACAGACCUUCCAGACGUGAAUGUGGCGCUGUGUGUGUGUCAGGUGUGAUGCAGCGGCUGUGGGCUCCAGUGACGCUUCGGCGUGUGCUCCUGCUGCGUUCGGUGUACCUGCCUCACACCUGGGCAAUGCAGGAGCCUCCUUUAGCCGUCCUGAGCCCUCGCUACUUCAGCUGCACUAAUGCCAUCAGGGCAAAAGAAGCCCACAAAACGUCCACAGAGGAACAAGAGGAAGUGCCAUUAAACCCUCCACAGAGUCUAGCAGGAACCGAGGGCCUCUAUAAGGCUGAUUCAGAGCCUGUCCCACACAAUAAGGGAGAUAUCGACCCUCUGCAGGACAAAUCGAUUGGGAUCUUCCAGAGAUUUAAAAAGACUUUUAAACAGUAUGGUAAAGUCAUGGUGCCCGUGCACAUCGUCACAUCCACAGUGUGGUUUGGGAGUUUCUAUUAUGCUGCAAUGAAGGGCGUGAAUCUGGUGCCCUUUCUGGAGUUCAUUGGUUUACCGGAUUGGAUAGUGGGGAUUUUGCGAGAUUCCCAGGGUGGCUAUGCACUUACAGCUUAUGCCAUGUAUAAGCUCGCUACUCCUGCCCGCUACACUGUCACUAUGGGCGGCACGUCUCUGUCCGUACAAUACCUCCGCAAACAUGGAUACUUGUCCACUCCUCCACCUGUUAAAGAAUUUCUGCAGGACAAAAUGGAGGAGACCAGAGAACUACUGACCGAAAAGAUGGAGGAGACCAAAGAGAGGUUUUCAGAGAAGAUGGAGGAAACCAAAGAACUUCUCUCAGAACGGAUGGAGGAGACAAAAGAGCGCUUCUCAGAAACAAAAGACAAGUUCUCUGAGAAACUGCAGGAGACGAAAGACAAAAUGUCUUUCCGUAAGAAAGCAGACUAGCCCGCUUCGGAAAGAAUUAUUUGUUAUAAACUCAUAAGCGUAAUAUUGAAUAUGUCUGGUGUUGACUUAGAGCAGGGAUUUCUAAACUUGCUCCUGGAGGGUCAGUGUCCUGGAGAGUUUAGCUCCAACCCUAAUCAAACACAUGAACCAGCUAAUCAAGCUCUUACAAGAAAUACUAGAAACUUCAUGGCAGGUGUGUUGAAGCAAGUUGGAGCUCAAAUCAGCAGGACACCGGCCCUCCAUGACUGUGUUUGGUCACCCCUGACUUAGAGGGACUGUUUACCCAAAAAUGAAAAACUGCCAUUUAUUUAUUCUUCCUCAGGCCAUCAGAGAUAAGAUGUAGGUGUGCCUUUUCUUGAUUAAAAUAUUGAUGAGGACAUUUUAGUUUAAAAAACAAACUGGUCCAGUUAUUCAUGAAUUGGAAGUCUGUGGCUAUCAGCACUUAACGUUAUUUCAAUUCUCUGUUUGUCUGCACAUGCCAGAAUUGACAAUAACGUUGACUGACUUUAUAGGUGAUAUUAUAAACCAUGACUCCUGACGA
This is a messenger RNA of Danio rerio (zebrafish), 1513 nucleotides long. It is a transcript of the gene mims1b, whose product is annotated as mitochondrial inner membrane scaffold 1b. Gene Ontology annotation, cellular component: membrane. The record is from RefSeq and is marked provisional. Lineage: Eukaryota; Metazoa; Chordata; Actinopteri; Cypriniformes; Danionidae.